Molecule: messenger RNA, 3227 nt
Organism: Nyctereutes procyonoides (raccoon dog)
Lineage: Eukaryota; Metazoa; Chordata; Mammalia; Carnivora; Canidae
Gene: CWH43
Product: cell wall biogenesis 43 C-terminal homolog
Exons: 16
Coding region: 40-2061 (673 amino acids)
Biological process (GO): GPI anchor biosynthetic process
Cellular component (GO): endoplasmic reticulum
Source: RefSeq, a predicted model, not a curated record
UGGGGCUCCCAGGGCGCGGCGGGGCGGGCGCGCGCGGCUAUGGCCGGGCUGUGGCGAGAGCUGCUCCUGGAGAGCCUCCUGGGAUAUGUUUCUUGGUCUCUCUGCCAUGGCCUGGGACCAAUGAUCUAUUACUUUCCCCUGCAAACUUUAGAACUCACUGGGCUUGAAGGUUUUGGCAUAGCAUUUCUUUCUCCAAUAUUCCUCAUACUUACUCCUUUCUGGAAAUUGGCUAACAAGAAGUGGAUGCUAAUCCUGUUGCGGUUAAUUACUGUGGGCAGCAUAGCCUCCUUCCAGGCUUCGAAUGCCAGGGUUCGGCUGGUGGUCCUUGCCCUUGGUGUGUCUUCCUCGCUGAUCGUGCAGGCUGUGACGUGGUGGACAGGAAGUGGCCUGCAAAGGUUCCUCCGAAUCUGGGGAUUCAUUUUAGGACAGAUUCUUCUCCUUGUUCUCCGCAUAUGGUACACUUCGCUAAACCCAAUCUGGAGUUAUCAGAUGUCCAAUAGAGUGAUACUGACAUUAAGUACCGUAGCCACACUUGAUCGCAUUUGCACAGACGGCGACGGCAAUAAACCAGAGGGAAAAAGACCUGGAGAGGCAGCCAAGGGCACGGCCUCCAGACCUGCCUGGUGGUUGGCAGGGGCUGCCUUUGGCAGUCUCGUGUUCCUCACCCACUGGAUUUUUGGAGAGGUCUCGCUUGUUUCCAGAUGGGCAGUGAGUGGGCACCCCCACCCAGGGCCAGAUCCUAACCCCUUUGGAGGUGCAGUUCUGCUGGGCCUGGCAAGUGGACUGAUGCUCUCAACGUGCCCAUGGUUUCCCGGUUCCGGUUUAAUCUGGUGGGUUACAGGAGCAGCUUCAGCCGCAGGCCUCCUGUACCUGCCCACGUGGGCAGCUGCUGUUUCUGGCUGUGUCCUCGCCCUCUUCACAGCAUCCAUGUGGCCUCAAGUGCUUGCACAUCUUAUUAGCUCAGGGUCAGGCCCUGGGAAAGCCAUGACCAUUGCCAUGAUAUUUUAUCUUUUAGAGAUAUUUUUCUGUGCAUGGUGCACGGCUUUUAAAUUUGUCCCAGGAGGUGUCUAUGCUAGAGAGAGAUCUGAUGUGCUUUUGGGGGCAGUGAUGCUAAUUAUUGGACUGAAUAUGCUCUUUAGUCCUAAGAAAAGCCUUGACUUUCUUCAAACAAAAAAUAGUCCUAAAGUGCUUUUCAGAAAGAGUGAAAAAUACAUGAAACUUUUUUUGUGGCUGCUUGUUGGUGUGGGACUAUUAGGAUUAGGACUACGACAUAAAGCCUAUGAGAAUAAAUUGGGCAAAGGGGCACCAGCCACAGAGAUCUCUGCCGCCAUCUGGCCUUUUAGGUUUGGUUAUGACAAUGAAGGAUGGUCCAGUCUAGAAAGAUCGGCUCAAUUACUCAAUCAAACAGGUGCAGAUUUCAUAACGAUUUUGGAGAGUGAUGCUUCUAAGCCUUAUAUCGGGAACAAUGACUUGACCAUGUGGCUAGGGGAGAAGUUGGGUUUCUAUACGGACUUUGGCCCAAGCACGAGGGAUCACACCUGGGGGAUUAUGGUUUUGUCACGAUACCCGAUUGUGAAGUCAGAGCAUCACCUUCUCCCGUCACCAGAGGGCGAGAUCGCACCAGCCAUAACACUGACUGUUAGCAUCGCGGACAAGCUGCUGGAUUUUGUGGUGACACACUUUGGGAAUCAUGAAGAUGACCUUGACAGGAAACUUCAGGCAAUCGCUGUUUCAAAACUACUGAAAAGUAGCUCCAAUCAAGUGAUAUUCCUGGGAUAUAUCACUUCAGCACCCGGUUCCAGAGAUUAUGUGCAGCUCACUGAACAUGGCGAUGUGAAGGAUAUUGACAGCACAGAUCAAGACAGAUGGUGUGAAUAUAUUAUGUACCGAGGCCUGAUCAGAUUGGGUUACGCAAGAAUCUCCCAUGCUGGACUGAGUGACUCCGAAAUUCAGAUGGCCAAAUUUAGGAUCCCUGAUGAUCCCAUUAAUUAUAGAGACAACCAGAAAGUGGUCACAGACCAGAGGAAAGUUCCAAAGGAGAUUCGUUUCAAUCCUAGGUAGGAAGUUCAGGCUGAGGAACGUGCAAUAACUUCACUAGGGUUAUGUGGCUCAUGAGUGACGGAGCUAAGAAGGGGGAAGGAGGCCUGCUAGCAUGGUCGGGUUGCUGACAUUCUCAGCUCUGGCUGCACACUUGACUCACCUGGAGAGCCCCACGCCAGGCCAACUCAUCAGGACCUCUUGUUGAAUUUUAAAAAAUUGUUCUCAGGUACUCUGAUGUGCAAUUAGCAUUGGAGCUACGUAGAGUGGAUAAUUCAUUUCUGUUGCAGAGAUUCUAGAAUGUGAAAUAGAUUUUGUUGAGUUCUAAACAGAGGUUGUCGGAGAAACCUAUUUGCAGCAGAUUAUGUGCUUUGGAGUAUGUGUUCUUUUUUCUUCCCAAGACUAGAUAAUGAGAAGAAAUGUCUGCAUAAAACCAAGCCCAGAAUAUCAUCUGUGUUAUUAUUAUUUGACAUCUCAACUACUUUUACCAGCUAAUUGCUGAGGAAACUUCUCAGACUUCAUUUUAUUUGUUCCCGGGGGCGGGGGUGGUGAGGAGAGGGAUGGUGGGAUUUAGCUGUUUGCUUUUUCUUCCUUGUCUCUCCUUACAAGAAAAAACUGUACCAAAGCUUAGGGAAUGAAUGUAAGAAGAGCUAUAACCAGGUCUCGAUUGCUUGCAUUACCGUGUUUGAUCUCAUCCCUGUGUAUGCAAUAUGCCCGUGAAGAGCAUGGGCUCUGGGGUCAAGCUACCAGGUUCCAGUCCUGAUUCUUGCCAGCAAACAGCUGGGUAACUGUGGGCAAGCUGGCUAAUCUCUCUAAGCCUCAGGUCUCUCACCUGCAAAAUGGGAAAAAUAGUAGUGCCCGCCUCCUCAGGUAAUUUGAGGAUCGAAGGAAGCACGGGGCUCUUAGAAUAGUGCAUGGUGAUACAUGUGAUUUUUUUUCCCCUAUUCAUACGUUUGUGUUGCCCAUAUACUCUUGGCGCAUUUCAAUAAAAUUGUUUGGAAAAAAAAGGAAUACUGCCUGGUGAAUGCUUAAUAGGCAGUGGAUACAAUAGCAGCAGUAAUAUUUGUAGUAGUCACAGAAGUGAAAAUAGAAAGCUUUUGGGGAUCCCUGGGGGGCUCAGUGGUUUAGCGCCUGCCUUCAGCCCAGGACGAGAUUCUGGAGUCCCGGGAUCGAUCCCACAUCGGGUUCCC